CAGGUAUAUAAAUGAAAAUGUAGCUAAAUAAUUUAUUGAAGAAAUAGAGAUCAGAAUGGUUGUGGUUAACGUUGAAAAACAAAAAUUUUCAAAAAAUGAACAGGAAAAGACAUGGCCUCAAAUUUACGCUGUAUUAAUAAGUGCAAUGGUCGGCAUUACCAACGGGCAACUGUACGCAUGGGCAUCCCCAUUCAUGGUAAAAAUAGUUAACGACAAAGUGAAUUACAACAUCACAGAAGAACAGGCAUCUUAUUUUAAUAUAAUUAAUCCAAUAUUUACCUGUCUCAUCUGUCCUUUCUGUUCCAAACUUAUCGAUACCCUCGGUCGUAAGAAGGCAAUGUUGCUGAUGACAAUACCGGAGGUAGCUAGCUGGCUGUGUGCUGCAUUUGCCAAGGAUGUUUACCUAUUCUACGUGUCACGAGCCUUUUCAGGAAUUGCUGAUGCAAUGUUCUUUACAGCUCUACCUCCUUAUAUCGGAGAAAUAACAACACCUGCAGUAAGGGGCAAGUGGGGAAACCUUCUUGCAGGCUCCUACUACAUAGGAGAGUUUUUAAUUAACGUCAUCGGCAGUUACUUUGGGGUCGUAACAAGUUCCUACAUAUGUCUACCUUUGCCUAUUAUAUUCUUCGUUUUGUUUUCAUUGAUACCCGAAUCUCCUUAUUAUCUAUUAAUCAAAGGCAAAGAAGAAGAGGCAAGAAAAUCCUUAGUAUAUUUUAGAGGAGACAAAAAUAUUGACGAAAAUUUAAAUCAACUAAAGCACGAUGUUCAGCGACAAAUGUCAGAAUCAGGAACAUGGAUGGACUUGUUCAAAAUAAAAAGUAAUAGAAAGGCUAUGUUAGCAGCAGCUUUUUUGCGAUGUACGCAACAAACGUCUGGUUUUUGUAUUUUUAUAACAUAUACACAGUUUAUUUUCCAAAAAUCUGGAGGAAACUUAAGCCAUGAGUUGUCUUCUAUAAUAUAUUUAGGCGUCCAGAUGACUUUGAACUUUAUCGUCCUGACGUUUAUCGUGCACAGAUUUGGACGGAGGGGCUGCUAUAUGACAAGCACUGGCGCUAAUGGUAUAGUACUCUUUCUCAUGGCAACCUACUUUUACCUCAAUGAUUAUACUAACAUCGACGUUUCGACUUUCAACUGGUUUCCAGUCGUCAGCACAGUUGUAUUUCAAAUGUUUGGUUCGUUUGGCAUCAAUGUUAUUCCCACUCUUAUGCUGAGUGAGCUUUUCUCGGUCAGUAUAAAAACCAAAGCAAUGGUCUUGGUCUCUCUUACAUUUGGGAUAGUUGGCACUUUUGUCAAUUAUUUGUUUUAUUUAAUUAAUACAAGUGCUGGAUUUUUUGCACCUUUUUACGUGUUUGCAGCUUGUAACAUUCUAACUGCAAUAAUAACCUAUUUUAUAUUACCAGAAACAAGGGGUAAGACGCUAGAAGAUAUUCAGCAGUCCUUGAAGAAUAACAAAAUAUAUUAGAAAUAUAUUUAUAAUAUAAUUAUUAUCUAUAUUAGAUGAUUUUUAAUCUGUGAUAAAUGCUUAAGCAUAAUAAAUUGUUUAGUAACUC
Diabrotica virgifera virgifera (western corn rootworm) is the source of this 1550-nucleotide messenger RNA. RefSeq names its product facilitated trehalose transporter Tret1-like. Gene Ontology annotation, biological process: transmembrane transport. NCBI's taxonomy places the organism in Eukaryota, Metazoa, Arthropoda, Insecta, Coleoptera, Chrysomelidae. The transcript is spliced from 2 exons. Gene Ontology annotation, molecular function: transmembrane transporter activity. Bases 56 to 1462 code for a protein of 468 amino acids. Gene Ontology annotation, cellular component: membrane. The record is from RefSeq and is a predicted model, not a curated record.